UUCAAUAGUGAGGCCAGCUUUUGGUUCUGAAUUUGAUUUAGUUAUUCGAGGUAAUAGUAUGAAUUGUUAUAGUAGCAAUACAUAUUCAAAAGUACAUAAUAUUCUAGAUGAUAAACAAACUAUUGCAGAUUAUGAAGUAUUUCGGAUGAAACAACAAGAAUUUUAA
Molecule: messenger RNA, 166 nt
Organism: Funneliformis mosseae
Lineage: Eukaryota; Fungi; Glomeromycota; Glomeromycetes; Glomerales; Glomeraceae
Source: the annotation of a GenBank genome assembly